Molecule: messenger RNA, 1892 nt
Organism: Medioppia subpectinata
Lineage: Eukaryota; Metazoa; Arthropoda; Arachnida; Sarcoptiformes; Oppiidae
Source: the annotation of a GenBank genome assembly
GUGGACGAUUGGAUCAAUUGAUGGUUAGGUGUCCUCCGAAUGAAUGCGAACCCGAAUAAUGAAUCGCUGUUUCGGUACGAGUUUUCAUAAUGAAGACCUCUUGUAUGGACUCAUUGGACUCACUCUCGGCUGCCAUUAAUGCCAUCCACACUAUCAUCGCUGUUGAGCUCAAUAAAGCACUUUAUAAGCAACAACUUAACAGUCUAUUGAAGUUGAUCGACAAAUUUGGCUUUGAAUGCGAGCGACAUCUCUAUCGGUGUCUUGUAUUGUGUAUCACAUCGACGAGUGAUUCGCAGAAAAUUGUUUUAUUGCAACAACUGUUCAACGAUUUAAACCUCUUCUCGUCUCCCAAUUGGUUAACACUUAUUGACUGCUCUCUGAAGGGAAACGUUGCCACAGAUGUGUCCGAGAUAUGCAAAUGUCUUAAAUUGAAUGACACUCAAAGGGCGGCUCUAUUGGUGGCGCUGACAGACAAGACUCAGUCCUGUUCAGUGGCCACAGACCUAUUGGAACAGUUGUCGCUCUCAAAUUUAAAGCUAAACGAGAAUUCGGUGACAAGUUUUGCAAAUCUAUUGCAUCUGCCGUUUGUUGAGAACGCGUCCGCAGAGAUCAACAAAAUGGAUGUCAUGUCGUUGACCUCGAGUGCGGCCAAUCUUACCGACGAUCAGAUCGCGGGAAUGAUUGUCAACGAGAGCGGCGUUUCGUUGACUGCCGAAGUUGUCCAACAGUUUAACGUUACGCCAAAACUUUGCGCUAAAAUUUUGUGCUCAAUUUGCGAGAACCCGCAAAUCCGUGCCACAGAUGGUCAGCCCUCUGGCCAACAGCGCUGCGAAGAGAUCGACACGUUUGCCGAUAUUUGUCGCGAGAUUAUGUCCUCCGCCUCUCCGUUGACUGAAAUCAUUCAAGUGAUAGACAAUGAAGUGUUUGUUCCCAACGCUAAGAAAAUGUUUAAUAACCAAUCAUUUGGUAAAAAUAAUUACUCGUUUCAACGCUUUUGGCAAUUUUGCAUCAAUUUGUGCACAACUGAUAAACAAGGACUGUCAGUAUUGGGCGUAACUUUUUUCCAGAAGUUGUGGUCAAACAAUGUUGAGUUUCAGUUCGGUUUCAUUGUUCAGUGCAUUAAAAACCAUUUAAUUGCCAAAAUGCUGUCGAGUGCGCCGACAGGUCCCGGACCCGGGGCUAGUGAAUCAUUGAUAGACCAAUUAGUGCCGCACUUGGAUGUGUUGAAGUGUCAGCCGGACUUUGAGUCGUCUCCAGAACUUAAUUCAUGGAAAUAUCAACGCUUUUACCAAAUAUUAGUGGACUUUUGUUCCAUUAAUUACAACUCAAUGUCCGGACACAUGAACAUGAGUUCAGUGUUUUACUCUCAAGUGAUGGAACUAUUCAAAUGGCCGCUACAGCAGUGCCCGGAUCUGGUGGCCCUCGGGCUCCUGGGCUGUCGGGACGGACCCUCUAUUGUGAAAAACGAAUUGCUAAGUCUGGCGAUACCGGUAUUCCUCGGCAAUCACGCGAAUGCGGCCAUUAUUUUGCACACCAUUUGGAAUACCAAUGAAUUGACGCCAAAUGUAACCCAAAACACCAACAAUUGGGCGAAACAGAUAUUACUUCAGGCGAUGUGUGAGUACUAUAUCAAGAGUCCGCACGAAGAGCAACAGCAACGCCUGUCCCGUAUUCUGGAUGUGGCGCAAGACCUCAAAGCCCUCAGUAUUCUUCUGAACGGCACGUGUUAUCCAUUUGUGAUAGACUUGGCGUGUUUGGCCUCUCGGCGCGAGUACUUAAAGCUCGACAAAUGGCUUAAAGACAAGAUUGAGUGCAACGGCGAGAACUUUGUCAACGCCUGCAUUAUGUUUCUUAACCGUCGCUGUCCGGCAUUGUUGGGCACUUCGCCGCCC